AUGGCCAGCAUUGACUUGAAGUUUUUCAACGACCUGCAACAGACGUUUGAGAAGGAAUCGGAGCGAAAGGACGAAAUUCGUCAAGUCGUCAGAGAACUCGACCGUACAGCACGAUCUUUUUAUGCAGUGCUGAAUCAAAUCCAUUCCGACCCAACCGGCAAAGUACCGGAUAUUCCCCUGCAGGAGUUGCAAACUCGUGUACAGCAGCUGGCCGCCUUGAUUCCAGUCAAUGAAUAUUACAAAUAUGAAAAUCUGUGGCAACGCACCUUGCAACAAGCGGUUUUUAUUAUUGCUUACAAGCAUUAUCUCGACACCGAAACAUUAUUGGGUGUGCAAGAGUUGGAGCAACGCAUUGGAGUUAAAGUGAAUUUGAAUAAUGAUUUGAACAAUUUCCACGUGCCUGUGGAAGACAUGCUACAUUCAUACAUUACGUUGGUGAACGAAUUGUCACGGUUGGCGGUGAAUGCUGUUACCAUGGGUGAUUAUGACCGACCUAUUCGCAUUUCCAAAUUCGUCAAGAAUGUCAGCGCGGGAUUUUCUCUGCUCAACCUAAAAAACGACAUGCUUCGAAAGAGAAUGGAUGGCAUCAAGUAUGAUGUAAAAAAGAUUGAAGAAAUUGUCUAUGAUAUCACUUUACGCGGAUUGCACAAGCCUCCAGCAACCCAAACGACGCAAUAA
Messenger RNA from Radiomyces spectabilis, 678 nucleotides. RefSeq names its product Translin. Gene Ontology annotation, molecular function: sequence-specific DNA binding; RNA binding; single-stranded DNA binding. The record is from RefSeq and is a predicted model, not a curated record. The transcript has 7 exons. The coding region runs from base 1 to 678 and encodes 225 amino acids. Gene Ontology annotation, cellular component: cytoplasm; nucleus. Gene Ontology annotation, biological process: RNA metabolic process. NCBI's taxonomy places the organism in Eukaryota, Fungi, Mucoromycota, Mucoromycetes, Mucorales, Radiomycetaceae.